This is a messenger RNA of Spodoptera frugiperda (fall armyworm), 2794 nucleotides long. RefSeq names its product beta-galactoside alpha-2,6-sialyltransferase 2 (gene SiaT). The record is from RefSeq and is a predicted model, not a curated record. The transcript is spliced from 5 exons. NCBI's taxonomy places the organism in Eukaryota, Metazoa, Arthropoda, Insecta, Lepidoptera, Noctuidae. Gene Ontology annotation, molecular function: sialyltransferase activity. Bases 200 to 1591 code for a protein of 463 amino acids.
CUGAUCUCCCUCCGCCCCACGAAUACAGAUACACCACAAGCAGUUCUCUAAUAUUGUUACGGUUGUGAUUUUAUAGGCAUUCGAGGUUAAUAUUGCCAAAAGCUUGUUUUUCUACCAAAUCCUCGUUUUGUUAAGUGUUCUUACUAUCUAUAAGAUCUAGAGAUUACAUUCGGUAGUGAAGUUCUGUGUUUUAGUAAACAUGAAAGCUGCGGCGAUGUCGGUGUGGAUAUUCAUUAAUAUUUUGUGUUUCGGAAUGUGUGGCUAUUUGUACCUGAUCUGGUACCAGUACUGGAUGUACGAGGAGAAGCAGAGGAAUCUCACUAAGUCGGAUAAUCCACCCAAGACCAUGAUAUCCGGCGUUAAUUACGCGGCGGAAAGAAAUAUUUCUAAGAUUCUAUUGAAUUCUACAUUAAGAAUUGAGUUCCUUCGGAAAAAUCGCAGGUCGGCAGUUGGUGGCUUCUGGAGCAGUGGCGGGUCACGGCAGAUAUCGAAUAAGUCAUCGAGUUCAUACCACGUGCCGUCCAACAACAUAGUGAGGAAGAGCAACGGCAGCCCCAGGUUCCCGAACAUCGACCGACCCCUACUGGAGUUCGACAGUGAUAAAUACGUUUGCAACGACCUCACCUCCUCGGACUGUGAGGAACGAACCGCGAAAUUCAAAGAGCUCUUGUUGAAAGAGUUUCAUAGAGUGCUAAUGGGAGACAGUAAAGUGUUCACAUCAGGCUUAGAUGUUCACAAUACUUAUGAUGUUAAAUAUGACAGUAAUAGCCCGAAGAAGAGUUCCAGGGAGGAGGUGAUGUGCGCGUUGAAGAGUGUGGAGUUACGGACAGUUACCGCUGAUGAUGAACCGUUUGCGAGGCUCGGGUUCAAGAUCCCGAGGGCACCACUACAGGAGCAGCGCCAUUACAACACGUGUGCUGUUGUUACAAGCGCUGGAGCACUGCUGGGCUCGGAGUUAGGAGAGUUUAUAGAUUCUCACGACAUGGUAUUGAGAUUCAACAACGCGCCCACCGAGAAUUAUACCGAGAGUGUCGGCUCCAAGACCACUUUCAGAGUUCUCAAUUCGCAGGUGGUUGCAAAACCAGAAUUCAAUUUCAUGGAGGAUCCAUUGUACCGCAAUGUAUCCAUUAUCAUCUGGGAUCCGGCGAACUAUACGUCAACGUUAGAAGACUGGUAUCAUCAUCCGGACUACCCUUUAUUUCCUAUUUAUAAGAAGUUACUUGAUCGAUAUAAAAAUGCAGAUGUGCAUUUAUUAAAUCCGCAAGUUCUAUGGGCGCUAUGGUCGGUACUACAAGAUACAUCUCCAUACCGUUUACGGAGAAACCCACCAUCAUCGGGAUUUAUAGGUCUCUGGUUCGCGUUGCACCGUUGUCAGCGCGUGCGCAUGUUUGAGUACGUGCCGUCUGCGCGUGCGACGCGCCGGUGCCACUACCACGCGCCGGCGCACGACGCCGCCUGUACCCUCGGCGCCUGGCACCCGCUGGCACAUGAGAAGACCCUUGCUGAGCGUCUGCGAGAUAACAGAGACGUACAAGUCUUUCAACAAGGAAUCAUUGAUGUUCCUGGCUUCAGAACCAUCACUUGUCAUUAAACUUAGCUCAUUAUCAUCAUGUCAUUAUUAAAGUGGCCAUAGUAGAUAGCGUAAUAAUCAUGAAUUGUACGUAGUAAUUAUAAUUUAGAUGAUAAUUAUAUAUUAGAUGGGUUAUAGUUGUUGGAAAAAGCUUUUGUUUAUGAAAUGUUGAGACCAUUUACGAUACAACCAGAUUAGUAGUUAGACUAGACUGUCAUAAAGUCAAAGCAUUUAUUUUAAUUAAACCUUAAUGUGGCACUUUUUAAACGUCAAAUUGAAUUGCCCGUCAGUCUAUCUGUCAGUGAAGCUAGGUGCUAGUUCCACAGUGUAGUUUCCAAAGGAUACUGUUUAAAAAAACAGUGGAAAAUGUAUACUGAUUUCUAUCUUUGUGCCACACUUGCGGUUAGUCUUAAAAAUCUCUGUUGGAUUGCUUGAAAGUAUCCCGUGCAAGUUCUACAAAACUGAUUUUUUACACAUUUUGUAUGGAAGAUAACUCAAAAUUCUUAAAUGUAUGGUAAUCAAAACCGGCUAUAUUAUUGAGACUGGCCGUUAAUUAAUUAUGGGCAGCGUUGGGUGGCAGCACUAGUCUAGAUUCUACGUAAGUAGGUAAAAUGAUAAUGUGACUAUGUGUACGUACCUACAUCGACAAUCUAUUUAGGUAUGCCUGUAACGAAUUGCUUUGUUUUGUUGUUGAAUUAUUAAGCUAGCCUAUGGUAAUCAUUUUAAUGGCGUUCUUAACAAUAACAACAACAAAGUCUUGUGGCAAAUAAAAAUGAAUAAGUAAACGCUUAACAAAUCGAUCUCAUUACAAAUACUCAGUUGAUUAUUUAUAAACAAGUAUUAAUGUUAACUUUAAAACAUAUAGUUGUUAACCAUAGAAUAAGUUGAAAAUAUGUCUUCCUUAUAAAAUAGUUCAAUGUACAAAGAGACUUAUAUAAAUAAAUAGUAGCGGAAAAUGUUACAUUGAUGGUAAACUGCAUUUCAGAGUUUUCUAAGUAGGUACAUCGCAUACUAAGUUCGACUUAUCGCAUGAUUAUUCCACUAAUUAAUUUUUAGUCAUUAGAAUUGAUUUGUAGAGUAGUACAUAAUACAUAAUAUCUACCUAAUAAUGCGAUAAUAAUAGUUAAAUAUCUACAGGAUGGUAUGUGUAACAUGUUCAGAAUUAUUUACAACGUUACUUAGCUGUGAUUGUGGAUGAAAUAAAACAAUUUGUACUCGUGAUAA